Cloeon dipterum is the source of this 1746-nucleotide messenger RNA. RefSeq names its product tRNA splicing endonuclease subunit 54 (gene Tsen54). Gene Ontology annotation, cellular component: tRNA-intron endonuclease complex. NCBI's taxonomy places the organism in Eukaryota, Metazoa, Arthropoda, Insecta, Ephemeroptera, Baetidae. Bases 178 to 1653 code for a protein of 491 amino acids. The record is from RefSeq and is a predicted model, not a curated record. The transcript is spliced from 8 exons. Gene Ontology annotation, biological process: tRNA-type intron splice site recognition and cleavage.
AUGCCGUCGCCUUCAUGAAUAGUACAAAAAUACUAAUUUUUCGCGCAUUUCUUCAAGCUUUCCCUUGUCUUCGUAACUGUUUGGCAGCUAUACUUCCCGAAAAUUAAUUUUCGACCGCGUGACAUGUGAUCAACUAGAUACCUGUCGUCUCUUUGUUUUGAUUACAAAAAUCAAAACAUGCUCUCAGCAAAGGAAUUGUCUGCUGGCAUGCAGAAAAACCAAGGCCAGACAGACCCGCUUAAGCGAGGACAAAAGCUAAACACUCCUUCAGGUACAUGGUCGGAGGAAAACGAGGUAGAAAGAUGCAGAAGCGACUUGGUCACCUUGCUCAGCGCCCAGAGAAUUGAAAAGAAGAGUCUUCGGUCUGUGGCGGAAUGGGUGCCGGCAAAGGGUCUGGCGAUGGUCACACGGAAGCAGGGAAGAUGCUGGACCACCUUUGGCGUUGAGCUGGGCAAACUGCUCUGGCUGAGGCCUGAAGAGGCCCUGUUCCUCAUGGAAACAAACACAUUGGAGCUGCAAUUCGGUGGGGUGUCUUUGAGUGUUCAGCAGGCUCACAACCUGAUCCUGAGCUCUAGUCUGCAUCUGUCUCACUACCAGGUGUAUUCAAAGCUGCAGCGGUUAGGGUGGGUUGUCCUUCCGCGCUGCAGACAGACACCAGAACCGCCACCGCUGAUCCCAGCCAAAGCAGAGGCUCCGAAGGUUGAAGUCAUAGACCUGGACGCUGAGGACGAGUCCGGCAGGUGCAAGGCUUUCGAGCGGUAUGUGCCCAACAUCCUCAACCAAAAGCAGUGGGUGGUGCGUGUGGCCCCUGCUCACCUGCUGCCGCCCAACAUAAAUCCUUCAAGGCAAGAGUACCUGCUGCGUUUUGGCGGCGAUCCCCAACAGAUGCCAUCUUUACUUGGCAGACUGGGACCACCGCCACUCAACUCGCAGAUCUUCCACCCCAGACAGCCUCAGCAACAACUCACGUUUAGCUUGCAACAGACACAAUUUAGAGGAAGCUAUUUCCAUGCUCAAAGGUUUGAGUUGCAAGUGCAGAGUCAGGCGUUAAUGCACCAGCAGGGGCCGCGGCACUGGCACCCCCGGCCGCGGUGGCCGCAACAACACCACCAGCCACGGGGGAGGCACAACAACAACAACCGUCGACGCCAGCGGAAGCAGCCCAGAGACGAAAUCCCUCACUACGAGAGAGCGAGUGCGCCGAGCGGAGGCCGUGGCCAGCAGAGACCCAGGUUUAAGAACUGGACUGAGCUGAAGGCCAAGAAGGGCGCCGUAGAGACCAUAACUUUGGAGCCGGACGAGGAGAGAUUGAACGAGUGCGGCCUCCUCCAACCAGACCACUGCAAAAGCUACAAAACGGUGCUGAGCAAACUACAGAUAUUCCGCAGUGCCAGUCCAGCUGCAGCAGACAGGAGCAGAAAACUGGAGCUAAAAUACGACGUCUACAUGCCUUCAGCUCACUUCAGAAAGUCGGCUCCUCCAACUCCAGUUUGCCACAUCGCUAUUCUAAGUCAGCACGACGAAGUGCCAAGCGAGGCCGAGUUGAAUCUGGCAGAGGAUGGAAAAGAAGCACCGAUUGUCUUCGCUGUUGUGUUGCUGGACUCAAUUCAAUUCAUCAGCCUUUCUGGUGUUGAUCUCAAACUCGUCUCGUGAUUAUAACUCAAGAAAUAAUUGCCUUACAUUUUAAUACUUUUAUUGCAAUCAACAUGGAUUUGUAAUUUAAAUAAAAUCGCAACUUCUUCAGUU